AUGGCAAGUGAAGAAGGAAAGAUAGGAAUCGAAAAAUUCAACGGCACAGAUUUUGGGUUAUCACUGUCAAAAUCAGUUGCACACAACGUUGUAAAGAAGAAGACCAUAGCAGGUCUAAUGGCGGCUUUAUCAAGAAAGAGUAAACUGAGCUAUGAAGGCAUCAGGGAUUUGAUUUUCAAUGAAGAGGUUCGAAGAAGAGAUGCGGGUGAAGCCUCUUGUUCUGGUGUUGCUUUAAAGCUCGAGACUCGGGGCAAAGGACAAGACAGAAACUCUGGUCAAGGAAAACAGAAGAAGGCGAGUUUCACGGAAGUUGGCAAAGCACCUAAGCUUGUAAAGUUGGAGCUGAUACACACGGAUUUGUGGGGUCCCGCACUAGUGGCAUCUCUUCGAGGCUCGCGAUAUUACAUUACAUUUAUUGAUGACUCGAGUAGGAAGUGGAUUCUGCAUGACUGGGGAGACAAGGAGUGCAUCCAAAUCCUUAAGAAAUGCAGAGAAGCAAUUCUAGAGGAAAAGGGAAAGGCAAUAAUUGUUGAGGCUGUGAUUGAAGAAGAAGGGAAAAUGGACGAGCUAAGUGAUGCGAGGUUGGCGUUGGACAUGGCGAUGAUGGCUCAUACAAAUGCGGGCAAAGAAAGGACAUUGAAGGAGUGGAAAUUUCUUCUUGAAAAGGUUGGAUUUACAAGAUAUACCGUGAAAUCCAUUCAUGCUGUGCAAUCUGUUAUUAAGGCCUUUCCCUAG
Corylus avellana is the source of this 735-nucleotide messenger RNA. The record is from RefSeq and is a predicted model, not a curated record. Lineage: Eukaryota; Viridiplantae; Streptophyta; Magnoliopsida; Fagales; Betulaceae.